Rhododendron vialii is the source of this 2275-nucleotide messenger RNA. RefSeq names its product BTB/POZ domain-containing protein At3g08570. Bases 94 to 1908 code for a protein of 604 amino acids. The transcript has 4 exons. The record is from RefSeq and is a predicted model, not a curated record. Gene Ontology annotation, molecular function: protein binding. NCBI's taxonomy places the organism in Eukaryota, Viridiplantae, Streptophyta, Magnoliopsida, Ericales, Ericaceae.
AUUUCCAUUCCAUUCCAUUGUCAGUGCUAAAUUAUCUGUCUCCUGAGUAGUUUCAGAUGCUGUUCCAAGGUGAAGUUGAAACAAGGAACCAAAAUGGUGUCUGAGAAUUCUCUCUCCUCUCUCACCCGCUCUUCCACUCCCAACCUCUGCACUUCAUUUGCUAACCGUAUUUUUGCAGAUGUUGCUGGGGAUGUUACAGUUGUGGUUGAUGGAGAGUCUUUUCUACUUCACAAGUUUCCCCUGGUAGCUCGAAGUGGAAGGAUUAGGAAAAUGGUGGCAGAUGCUAAGGAUUCUAAUAUUUCAAGGUUGGAACUCUGUAACUUACCAGGUGGUGCCCGGACAUUUGAACUAGCUGCAAAAUUCUGUUAUGGCAUGAACUUUGAGGUUACUGCUUCAAAUGUAUCACAUCUGCGCUGUGCUGCAGAAUUCUUGGAAAUGACUGAAGAUUAUUACGAAGUAAAUCUCAUCGAACGAACGGAAACCUAUCUGAAUGAGGUGGUUGUUCAAAGUCUGGAAAAGUCUGUGGAAGUUCUUUCCGCAUGUGAGACACUACUUCCUAUUGCAGAAGAGUUAGGAAUUUUAAACAGGUGUGUUAAUGCCAUUGCGGUGAACGCAUGUAGGGAGCAGUUAGUAUCAGGUUUAUCCCGUCUAGAUUGUGAAAGCGGAUCUGCAGAAUUAAAGGGUGGAUGUAUUGAUUGGUGGGUCGAAGAUCUCUCAGGACUGAAUAUCGACUUUUAUCAUAGAGUUGUCUCUGCUAUGGGAAGAACCGGUGUACGAUCAGAUAGCAUUGUUGCGUCUUUAAUGCACUACGCUCAAGUUUCUUUAAAGGGUAUUGGAAAACAGCAAAUCCGGAACCCAGCUAGAACAAAUCCAGGUGCCAUGGAAAACACCCAGAGGGAAAUUGUGGAAACUCUUGUGAGUCUUAUGCCAACAGAGAAGAGUUCAUCUAUUCCGCUGAGUUUUCUGUUUGGGAUGUUGAGGAUGGCAAUCAUGGUUGAUGCUACCCUCGCUUGCAGGCUUGAGCUCGAGAGGAGGAUUUCAUUUAGGUUGGAAAUGGUUCCGCUUGAUGAUCUGCUUAUACCGUGCAUUCAGGCUGGUGACUCCAUGUUUGAUGUGGAUACUGUGCAUAGGAUAUUGGUGCAUUUCCUGCAGCGGAUUGAAGAGGAAGAAAAUGAUGAUUGUGGGUAUGAAUCAGAUGGCCUUGGUUCUCCAAGCCAUGGGUCUGUGCUGAAAGUUGGACGGCUUGUUGAUGCGUAUUUAGCAGAAAUUGCUCCUGAUCCGUAUCUCAGUGUACAAAAGUUCACUGCAAUAAUUGAGAUACUGCCCGACUAUGCUCGUGUGAUUGAUGAUGGGCUAUACAGAGCCGUUGAUAUAUUUCUGAAGGCCCAUCCAAUGUUACCAGAGCAUGAACGUAAGCAGCUCUGUAAAUACAUAGACUGCCAAAAGCUCUCUCAAGAAGCCUCAAAUCACGCUGCACAGAACGACAGGCUCCCAGUCCACAUGGCAGUGAGGGUUCUCUACUAUGAGCAGCUCCGUCUUAAGAGCACUGUGUCUGGGAGUUCUGGAGACGGAUUCUUGUCACAGAAAAUCAGCAGCGGUAUCCCUAGUGCGGCCAUGUCCCCUAGGGAUAAUUAUGCUUCUUUGAGGAGGGAGAAUAGGGAACUUAAGCUUGAGAUUUCAAGAAUGAGGGUGAGGCUUAGUGAACUGGAAAAGGAACAGGUGGUCAUGAAACAAGGGAUGAUGGAGAAGUCAGGGAAUGGGAAAAAGUUUUUAACUUCGAUUUCUAAGGGGAUUGGAAGAAUAGGAAUAUUUCAUGGUCCAGGAGGUGGAAAGCAGCAACAAUCCGGGAGGAAAUCCAGGGCAUCAGAAGGAAAAACUGGAAGGAGUCGGAGGUACUCUUUAUCUUAGCAUUAGGUUUGAGUUAUAAUUCAGCAAUUCUGGGAAAUUUUCCAUUUUUUUGAGGUAGAUGAGUGGCUUUUUCAUGAACUGCAGUAGAUGUUAAAUGUCAGUUCAUAGGCUCAAAUUCCAUGGUGGGGCGUAUUAUCACCUCUUUAUGGUUGCUGAAAUUGAAUCAAUCUUACACCCAACAGAACAUGAUGUCAGCAUUCAUACUAGGGGGGGAUCUACCAAGAACUUUUCACAUCAAAAUUUGGAGCAGAAUUCAUACUUGUCAAGUAUUUUGACAUAUGAUUUAUUGGUCUAGUGUUAGGGUCAAUCUUCUUCAUUUUCUAUGUAAUUUUGCUUGCUGUUCUAUGUAAUCGUUGUCUACUUUUUU